UUAAAAUAUCAAAUUGGGAAUUUUGUGUAUCAAGUCUAUCAACUAUCAAGUAUCAACUCUUAUUGUAGUAAUUGUAGUAUGUCUAUUUAGAUCUCUAUUCUUAAUCUUAUCUGUAAUACAAAGUCUAAAACUAAGUGCAGUUGCUAACUUGCAGUCUCACAAAAAUACAGAUCUAAAAUAGAUUAAUCUAAUCUAUCCUGUGGUAGUACCGCCUAGAAUACAGAUUGUAAUACAUAAUAUUAUACAUAGGCAGUUUAGUUUUCAAUAAUAUUUAUUGAUGUACAUAAGAUUAGGUCAUUGUUUUAUUCAUUAAGAUGAAUCGCCUUUGAUACUCUAUUAGCACAAUUUUUUUGAUAUCCUCCAAUAGAAACAUGCAAAAAUACGAAAAACUAGAUAAAAUCGGAGAGGGCACUUAUGGUACGGUUUUCAAAGCCAAAAACCGUGAAACUUUAGAGAUUGUUGCACUGAAACGCGUGAGACUUGAUGAUGAUGACGAGGGUGUUCCUUCAUCUGCUUUGCGUGAAAUCUGUUUGCUGAAGGAGUUGAAACACAAGAAUAUCGUACGACUUUAUGAUGUACUUCAUAGUGAUAAAAAAUUGGUACUUGUCUUUGAACACUGCGAUCAAGACUUGAAAAAAUAUUUCGAUAGCUUGAAUGGAGAAAUUGAUCCUAAUGUUGUAAAAUCAUUCAUGUACCAACUAUUACGUGGAUUAGCAUUUUGCCAUAGUCACAAUGUCUUGCAUCGGGAUCUUAAACCACAAAAUCUUCUUAUAAAUAAGAAUGGAGAAUUGAAACUAGCUGAUUUUGGUUUGGCUAGAGCAUUUGGAAUUCCAGUUAAAUGUUAUUCUGCAGAAGUUGUUACACUGUGGUACAGGCCUCCUGAUGUUCUAUUUGGUGCUAAACUUUACACGACAUCUAUUGAUAUGUGGUCUGCCGGAUGUAUAUUUGCUGAGUUAGCCAAUGCUGGAAGACCUUUAUUUCCGGGUUCAGAUGUAGAUGAUCAAUUGAAACGGAUAUUUAAACUUUUGGGAACACCAACUGAUGAGACAUGGCCUAACAUGACAACUCUGCCAGAUUUUAAACCAAUGCCAAUGUAUCAACCUAAUAUGACUCUUGUACAGGUAGUGCCCAAAUCAACAACUAAAAUGCGAGAUUUAUUACAAAGACUUCUAGUGUGCAAUCCUUCUCAUAGAAUAUCAGCAGAACAAGCAAUGAGCCAUAUAUACUUUGCAGACAUAAAUUUAUUACCAAAAUAAUUUAACAUUGCUUUUUACUUUUAAAAUUUUAAAUGCCAAGUAUAAUUAAAUGUGCAAUACAGUGUUAACAGUAUAAAUUAAAAUUUGAUUUCUAGAGUGUUACUAGUAUUAGUAUUAUGAAUCCAACUAAAUUAUAUAGUGUCUGUUUCUUCUCAAGUCAUAGCUAAUUUUUUUUUUGCUCCAAUUUACUCUUAUCCUGUUUUAACCAGAUUUUAUUUAAUGAUUUUAAUAUUUUUUUUAUUUUUUAUUUUUAGAAGUUUUUUUAUAUAUAAUUGGUAUAUAUAUUUAACUUAAUUCAAAUUAUUUAAUUAACUUUAUUAUACUAAAUUCAUUUUUAAGUGUGAUUUAAUAUUUCUGUUUUUGGUUAAAUUAUAUUCAGUCUGUAACCAGUAACUAUUCUAUAAAUCAUAGCUUAUACUUUUUUUGUAUAUGUUACUAUUUUAUUAAAUUAAUUGAUUAUAACAUGACUAGUACCACUAGUGUAUUCCUUUUUGGAUCUCAAUUGUAUUAAAGUGUAAUUUAUUAUUUUGUCACUUAAAAAUCAAUAACUAAGUAUUUUGUUAAUACCUUUACUAUGAAUUAAAAGAUUUAUGUUAAAAGUAUUAAAAUCAUAAAUAU
Aphis gossypii (cotton aphid) is the source of this 1874-nucleotide messenger RNA. RefSeq names its product cyclin-dependent-like kinase 5 (gene Cdk5). Lineage: Eukaryota; Metazoa; Arthropoda; Insecta; Hemiptera; Aphididae. The record is from RefSeq and is a predicted model, not a curated record. Bases 372 to 1256 code for a protein of 294 amino acids. Gene Ontology annotation, cellular component: cytoplasm; nucleus. The transcript has 7 exons. Gene Ontology annotation, biological process: axonogenesis; neuron apoptotic process; protein phosphorylation. Gene Ontology annotation, molecular function: cyclin-dependent protein serine/threonine kinase activity; ATP binding.